Messenger RNA from Cucumis melo (muskmelon), 1867 nucleotides. RefSeq lists its product as uncharacterized. The record is from RefSeq and is a predicted model, not a curated record. NCBI's taxonomy places the organism in Eukaryota, Viridiplantae, Streptophyta, Magnoliopsida, Cucurbitales, Cucurbitaceae. The transcript has a single exon. The coding region runs from base 349 to 1728 and encodes 459 amino acids.
AUAUUCAAUUUUCAUUAUAUUAUAUUCUAUAAAAACCCACGAUACAUACAAAAUAAAUAUCAAAAUAUCACUAAUAUAUUAUGUUCAUAUACUAAUUUAAACUUAUUUUUUUUUAUAACUUUUUAGUAAUAUUUAUUGAAAUACACAUAUUUAUCAAGAUUUCCGUAAAAUUAAGAUAUGAAUAGAUAUAAAUAUGUUAAACGUUGGUUCUAAGCUGAUAUUAUAAAUUCACAUGAAUUCUGCUAGAUUGAUUGACAAACACACAUACACUGGACCACUUCACAUCAGAGAUAACCUUACUUAAUAUAAGCCUAUCUUGUUCAUGUUCUUAGUGUCCAAUCCAUAACAAUGGCAGCCAUGAAACCCAAACAUCCUCCACUCCGACAAAUCUCCAAUUGCUUCAUCAAACCUGAACAUCUUUCCCCAGAAACAAAGCAGCUGCCAUACCAUUUAGGCCCUUCUGAACUCGCUUUUCUUUCCUUCCACUACAUCCAAAAAGGUCUUCUCUUUCACAAACCUCCCGACCAAGGAGAUCAUUUUAUGGUUCCCCUUCUUCAUCGCCUCAAAAACUCCCUCUCCACAGCUCUCUUUCAUUUCUACCCACUUUCCGGCCGCCUUGCUACCACUACCAAUAAUGGGGUUUAUGUUGACUGCGUUGACAGCCCUGGAGCCAAGUUCAUCCAUGCCGCCCUUGACAUUACUGUCUCCGACAUUCUCUCCCCGCUUCAUGUGCCUUCUUCACUCAUCCAAUCUCUCUUUGACCUCAACAAAGCCGUCAACUACGAUGGCCGCACCUUACCUUUGCUAUCCAUUCAGGUAACUGAACUAUUAGACGGUGUCUUCAUCGCCUCUUCUUUCAACCAUUCUCUUGGUGAUGGAACUUCCUUUUGGAAUUUCUUCAAUAUGUGGUCUGAGAUUUUUCAAGCUCAUGGAGAUGGAGAUGAAGUUAUUUCAAUUUCACGACCACCCAUUCUAGAGCGUUGGUUUCCUGAUGGGUAUGGUCCAACUAUCAAUCUCCCCCCCUUUGUUCACCUGAAUGAAUUUGAAGCUCCCGAGUUAAGGAGGAGAUUUUUCCACUUCUCAGCAGAAUCAAUUGCAAAUCUGAAAGCAAAAGCCAACGCAGAGUGCAAAACUAAAGAAAUCUCCUCCUUUCAAUCAUUGAGUGCACUUGUAUGGAAAGCCAUAACACGAGCUCGUUGCAUAAAGCAGGAUCAAAUUACCAGUUGUAGGAUGGCAGUAAAUUACAGGGGAAGACUAAAACCAGCAUUGCCUGAAAAUUACUUAGGCAACAUGAUUACAUCAGUGAAAGCAGAUGCAAAAGCAGGGGACUUGGUUGAAAGAGGGUUGGGUUGGGGUGCACAGAAAUUGCAUGAAGCUGUGACAAACAUCACAAACGAAAAGAUAAGAGAAUCACUUGAGAAGUGGGUUCAGUGUCCAUGUACUCAUCAAUUGAGUUCUGUUUCGAAUCCAUAUAAUGUGUUGAUGUCGAGCUCGCCCAGAUUCAAUAUGUAUGGAAACAAAUUUGGAAUGGGAAAAGCGAUGGGAGUUCGAAGUGGAUAUGCCAACACAAUGGAGGGAAAGGUUACUGCUUAUCCAGGAAAUGAAGGAGAAGGAGGAAGUGUAGAUUUAGAGAUUUGCUUACAACCACAAACUAUGGCAAAUCUGGAGUCUGAUUUGGAGUUCAUGAAUGCUAUCUCUUCUCCACCUCACUUUCCUUCUUUGUCAUAACCAAUCAAUAUUCCCAAGUUGGGCAGUGUGUGGAAGAAUAUAUAUAAUAUAUAUAUUUGUCUUAUCAUUCUCUCUUUUAUGUAUUUGUAAUAUUCAUAUAUAUAUAUAUAUAUAUCAUAGCCUUUUAAAUUAAUGCCAA